AUGGCCAGAUAUACUGAAGACGAGCUUUUGCAAUUGAAACCAGAGGGUGAUGUCCCUGUGAACUUCGACAUCGAGUCUUUCAAGGCCGUGAUUGACAAGGUUAAAGAAAUUCAAGGUCUUCAAGAAGAAGAAUUCCAGCAAUUCCACCGUAGAAGAUCGUCACACCACCAUGGCAAGCCCAAAAUUAAGCAUACCAAACCUAAGAUUACCACGGAUUCUGAAGGCUGGUCCACGUUUGACAACCUUGCCAGGAGAAAAUCUGUCAACACUUCAGGGACGCUGAACGGCAGUGAUGAAGACCUAGCCGUCAAGGAGCCCGUUGUGAUUGCCCAAGAGACUCUUAAAGUCAAGCCCAACAAAAACAUUUCGUCCACCAAGCCGGCAGACUCGCGCGACAUCGUCGCCGACAAAGCGACCAACAAUUUCAAUGCUUUUGCGGCGCUCGAAAGCGACGACGAUGAAGAGUAA
Lachancea dasiensis is the source of this 468-nucleotide messenger RNA. The record is from the annotation of a GenBank genome assembly. NCBI's taxonomy places the organism in Eukaryota, Fungi, Ascomycota, Saccharomycetes, Saccharomycetales, Saccharomycetaceae.